CAGGUUCUUGCCAACCUUUUUAAAAAUUCGUCGGAUGUUUCUAAAGUUUGAGAAUGAAUGUGGUCCGAGUUGCAGGCUGAAAAGUGAUGAGACUUUUUAUUAACAAUUAUAAAUCGGAUAAAUCAUGGUAUCACAUGUGAAAAUGCCCAGGUCAGACAGUGGAUGAGUCAUUUGUUAAGGAAGGAGUAUUGGAAGGAGAAAGGUGGCAUCUCUUGAAGGAGUGUGUGAUGAAAAAUAAAAGUCAACAUUCUGAGCACUUUAUUAUUAUAAAUACAGUUGGCCUACUAGCUACUACUGCUAGUAGUACACGAUUAAGUUAUGGCUUACAGAUAUUACAAACUUAUAUUGAGGCAUGUUGUCAAUAGGCCUCACUGGAAUCUGAUGCAGAACAUUGAAUUGUCUUCAAAUAAUGUUGUAUGUAAACCAGCAACCAAAGCAUUACAACAAGUUGCAAAUGUACCACCUUUUUGCUUCCAUGCCAGAUGUUACAGGGUCUAUAAUAAUACAGGGCAGAAUAAGCUGUAUAAGCAUUUAAAAUAUUCAGGAUACAACAAUAUAAAUAAAUUAUAUUACCAUACCCCACCAAAAAUUUCCCCCAAGCAAGCAACAAAAAUAUUGCAAUUGAAUGAAUCCAGUCAUCAGUUUCUUGAUGCUAAUGAAGUUGUGAAAGGUUUCCACAGUAACCAGUUAGAGGCAAACCACCCAAUAGAGGACAGACGAGCCCAAGCUCGGUGUAAACUCACACCUGGUCUGCUAUUUGGUGUAUUUGAUGGCCACGCUGGUCCAGCAUGUGCACAGGCAGUGUGUCAGAGACUCUUUGAAUAUAUUGCGCUGGAGAUACUGCCAUUUCAGGAGUUGAAAAAAACGAAAAUUGAGAUGGAGAAGCAUAAGAAAUUAAGUCUUGUUGAUUUCUACCGUCAUCCAAAUGACUACAUCUCACAAGAUUCCCAUGAUCUCUUCUUGGAAAGCAUUCACAAGUACUUAUUGGACAACCUUUCUGUUGACCACAUGGAUGAUAUUGACAUCCAGGAUUGUCUCGAGAUUGCAUUUGAUCGUCUAGAUAAGGAUCUUUCUUCUGAGGCUAAAAAGACAACAGAUUCCUAUCUCAAUGAAGAAGCUUUGCACAUAGCCAUUUCUGGUGCUUGCGCUUGUGUUGCAUAUGUACGCAACUCUGAGCUAUAUGUAGCAAACACUGGUGAUUGCAGAGCUGUGCUUGGCCAGAUACAGAACGGUACAUGGUCAGCAGUAGCUCUGUCUGAGGAUCACGUCCAACAGAAUCAGAAGGAAGUGAAACGUUUGAAAGCAGCCCAUCCGGCAAGCGAGGACAUAUCAGUUCUGAAAAAUGGACGACUUCUUGGAGAACUGAUGCCAUUGAGAGCUUUUGGUGACGUUCGCUUCAAAUGGACAGAAACAGAACAGCGAACAAUAAUAAGCGAACUCAAUCCUGGUCAUGUUAUACCGAAAUAUUACAAGACCCCACCGUAUUUGAUAGCUACUCCUGAUAUUUGCAUGCAUACAAUUACCAAAUCAGAUAGAUUCUUAAUUCUGGCAUCUGAUGGACUCUGGGAAAUGAUUAGCCCCGAAAAGUGUGUUAAACUUGUUGGAGAUUUUUUACAGCCACAGAAAAUGGAUGACAUCGAAGGCCUCUCACUUCUACAAAUUCAGACGCGAUUAAAACAACACAAGGAGACGUUGAUACCUGUGGAUGACAAUGUAGCCACACAUCUUAUUCGCUAUGCUCUGUGUGGAAGUGGAAACAAAUUUAAGCAUGAUAAACUUUCUACCUCUUUGACAUUACCGAAGGAAAUUUCACGAUCUUAUCGUGAUGAUAUAACAGUCACUGUAGUGUUUUUCUAAACCCUUUUGGAAUUGCUAAUGAAAUGGUAAUCAAUGCAAUUGGCCAUUUUUGUUUUGGUUCAUUAUUAAAUUUAUUUGUUUCCUCUUGAGAAUAACAUUUGAUUUUUAAUUGUAUUCUAUUGGUCUUCUGCAAUAUUUUAAAAUCUUAUAAUCAAAGAGUAAGACUAGUUCAGUUAAUCAGUCUGAUCAUGGAGGUAUCUGAAUAGGUCAUCCAGUUAGGUGAAGUUAUCCACUCAUCCGACUAGUUCAAGUCAGUUUGAUUAGUUCAUUUAGUUAUUCCGACUUGUUCAUUUCUUCAGUUUGACAAGUUUAUCUUCUCAAUCUGACAAUUUCAUUUGGUCAGCCCCAACUAGUUAAAUAUCCAGUCAAUUAUUUAUGAGAGCAGUUGACUUGUUCAUCUGGUCAGUCAGACUAGUUUAUACAGUCUGUACCACUAGUUAAUCUAAUCAUUCCCACUAACACAUCCAGUAAGUCAAGAUAUAAACAGAGCAGUCUGACUACCGUAGUUCAUCUGGUCAGUAAGACCAAUUUAUCCAGUCUGUACCACUAGUUAAUCUAGUCAGUCUGACUAACACUCACAUCCAGUCACUCAAAAUAGUUAACAGAGCAGUCUGACUAGUUCAUUUUGUCAAUCAGACCAGUUUAUCCAGUCAGUACCACUUGUUCAUCUGGUCAGUCUAAUUAUAGUCUCAGGUCAGUCCGAUUACCUCAUCUAGUCAGUCCAGUUAGCACAUCCAGUAGCCUGUUAGUUAGGUCCUCCAUGGUUAGGUUGACAUGUCAUCCUCUGACUAGCUCAUCCAUUCCAUUUGUUUUUCUUUAGAAUUAGAAAUUGAUGUAAUUGAGUAUGAAUAUUGGAUUUAUUGAGAACUUGCAUGAAAUGUUAAAAGUAACUACAGUACUACUGUACUCUAAGCAAUGCCAUGAUAUGUUUUAUUUUUGUUUAUUAUGUUUUUGUUUGGCGCCUAGGUGUUAUUAAUAUUAGGUGCUAUAUAAAUAUUGAUUAUUAUUAUUAAGCAGUCUUACUGCAUUCUGGUGUCUUUCUACAAUGUAUACAGUAUUGAACUAUAUGCUGAAUUGGUACAUUCUUUACAAUGCAGGUCUUAACAGAUUAGUCUUUAAACUGUAGAACAUUAAAAGCCUAUAACAAAAUCAGAACUAAAACACAGAUUUUUAAUAAGUUAAAAAAACAUCUGAAAAAACCUUGAAACAUCAAUUUAAAAACAUUGAAUUACCUAUUUGAAAUGAUUAAAUAAGUUAUACACUUCCUGUUAAAAAAAAUCAAAUCAAAUAAAGU
Molecule: messenger RNA, 3151 nt
Organism: Anneissia japonica
Lineage: Eukaryota; Metazoa; Echinodermata; Crinoidea; Comatulida; Comatulidae
Product: pyruvate dehydrogenase [acetyl-transferring]-phosphatase 1, mitochondrial-like
Exons: 2
Coding region: 319-1857 (512 amino acids)
Biological process (GO): protein dephosphorylation
Molecular function (GO): protein serine/threonine phosphatase activity; cation binding
Source: RefSeq, a predicted model, not a curated record